AUGAAGGCCAUUUUUGUCUCCUUGCUGAUAGUGGCAGCACUGUCAGUCAAACUCAACGUUCCAGGUAACCCAGUCAUCAACGACCUAAACAACUUUUUCACCCUUUCUACCCAGCAGGCUCAGGGAGCCGUCACAUAUUCCUGCCAGGGAUUGCCCCUGGGAUUCAUCCUCAAUGGCAACCAACUCACCUACGCCGGAAACGCCGCCAUCCAGGGCCAAUUCCCCGUGAAAGUGACAGUUACCGACGCCAACGGACAGACCGACACCCAAGUCAUCCUGCUGAAUGUUAACUUCAGCGGGAAGGGAUCAGUGACCUAUCCCUCCACAGCCAGCUACCAAGCCGUCAACGGAGCGCUAAACAAGAUUUCAACCGUCUCGAUCUCUGACUCUUCUUCGGGAACUGGCUCAUCCACCUCAUCAUCUUCAUCAUCCAGCUCUACCGCCAGCAGUUCCACAUCAUCCUCAAGUUCAUCGUCAUCCUCCGCUUCCUCCUCACCUGCCUCACCAGCCUCAGAUUCGACUUCUGGAGCUCAAAUCCUGUCGGUCAACGGAGUCAACUAUAAUUUUGGCAAUUCACUAAGCUUGAAUCUGAAUGCCAACACAGGAGGAGUCACCAUUGGAACCAUUCCUUCCACAUCCACCACCUCUACAUCUUCUGACAUCAACAGCCUGGUCAGCCAGUACAGCCAAAAUGGAUCGACAAUCACCACCACUACCCAGACAAUUAGCUCAUAUCCUACCGUUGUGGUCACUGGAACUCUUCCCAACGCAGUUCCAAACACCCAAGUGCUCCAAAUCGCAACUGGACAAUCUCCCCUUGGAAACCAGGCAAUCAAUACUCUUUCAGAGUACGAUCGCAACAUCACUGACCUCUUCAACCAACAGACCCAAGUCAGCCAGACCAUAGCUAAUUUGCUAGAGAUCAUCAGACAAGUGACUGCCAACAGACAAAAAGCCCAAACAGACGUGAAUACCUUCACUGCCUCACUCAAUACUGCUGUAAACAACCAACAAAAUAUUUCACUUACUAUCACCCAAGAAGAAGGAAAAACUCAAGGCAUCCAAUCGGCCAUUACUGGAGCCACUGCACAGCUCGAUUCACUCAAUACUCAAAUUGGCAAGGUUAAUGGGCAAAUUAACGCUGCUAAGGCCAGUGGUCUUGCUCUUACUCAGCAAUUGAGCGUGGCUUUAAAUAACCAGAACGGAAUUAAGAGUCAAAUCACUACCGUUACCAACAACAUCGCCACCAUCACUUCCAGCCUCCAGUCUCAAUCCCAGACCUGCUCGCAAGCCAACCAAGCCAUCAUCAUUCUGAAGGGUAACAUCACUGCUCUCCAAAACAGCAUCGCUGGCAUCGACGAGCGCGUGGCUGGAAUCGACAAUGACAUUUCAGGAUACAAUGCGCAGAUUGCUGCUCUCCAGCAGCAGAUCAACGCCCUCAACGGUAAGAUUGCCCAGGCAAACACAGACAAACAGACCCUUAUCAACCUCAAAUUCACCGUCCCGCAACAGGUUGCCAACAUCAAUGCUCAGAUCGCAGCUCAACAGGCCAACUGCCAGAACACCUACACUCCUGCCGACCUCACUGCUGCCAAUACCCAACUCACCACCCUCCAGCAGCAGCUCGUGAAUGCCAACAACCUUGGAGACGGCAUCAGUGCUAACAUCACAGCAGUAAAGGGGCAACUCACCGACCUGCUCAACCAGAAUUCUCAACUUCAGCAGCAAGUCAGUAAGACUCAAAGCGACAUCAACGCUCUCAAGCAGCAACUCCCUAUCCAACAGUCCUCCCUCAGUAGGCUUUAUCUUCAGGGCAAUCAGGCCUUACAGUUAGUGCAAUCUACUAACUCUUCACUCCAGGCAGCAGUAGCCCGCUAUCAGAGAGAAAGCGCAGCGCUUACUGCAGCUAACUUACAACUGCAGCAUGCUCGCACCCAACAGCAGCAACUAAGCCAGAAGAUCAACUUAAUCGUUCAGGAAAAUUCUGCGGGAUUGCCCUUCCCAUCAGCUCCUGCCCCUUGCGGUCUCAAUAGGCAACUGGCACAAAUAAACAAUAUAGACUCCAUAUCGCUCUACCUUCUCUUGGCAUAUGGAUCUGGGCUUGAUUUCAGUCCCCUCAGCGGUUUCUCCAGCCUGAGGCAACUCUACAGUUUCGCCAGUAGUUCUAACUUCCGUUCGAACUGUCCCGACUUAAUCCUUUCCGGAUCAUCUGCUUAG
Molecule: messenger RNA, 2217 nt
Organism: Nymphaea colorata (pocket water lily)
Lineage: Eukaryota; Viridiplantae; Streptophyta; Magnoliopsida; Nymphaeales; Nymphaeaceae
Exons: 1
Coding region: 1-2217 (738 amino acids)
Source: RefSeq, a predicted model, not a curated record